UUCGUACAGCUGAUGUUGGAGUGUUGCUGGCAUCGCUCUAUCAUGCCAGUUUACUACGAGCAGAGCCUCACUCGUCCUAUCUGCACUGCAGAAAUAUUCCGUUACUUUCCAAAGGAUUUUUGUUUGUCAGUGCGUUAAUACGGUUGGCUGUUAAAUUUUGUCAGUUUAUUUUUGGAUCACCUUUAAUCCUUUUCGACAUGGUAUGCUUCUUGGGAUGGUCGUUUUUCUUGGUCCCUGUUGCGCUACAAUUUAUUCUCAAUUCAAGUCCCACGACUGCAGCAAGUCGGAAGUGUGGCUCAAUCUAUAAAGGUUUUGCAGAGUGCUUGCUGAAAUUGGGGGACAGCAUGACUGAGAAUGUCCAGCAGGGAGCUGAGGACACCCAGGAGCUGGACACUGUGUGCAGGUUCUGGGAUGAGUUUCAUGCCUGCGUCAAUGCAGUUCUUGCUGGCUGUCCAGAAGAGGCAGCAGCUGUCUGGGAGUCACUGAGGCGAGAAUCGAAGAAGAUGCAAUUUUCAGGGAAUCUCUAUGACAUGUGCAGCUACCAAGCCAAAUCCUCAACAGGCUUACAGAACUCCAAUCAAGAUGAAACCAAUCAAGAAUCUCUAAAGGGUACUGGUGACAUGUUGGUACCCACCAAAAUUUUUGCACUGUCCUUGGCUGUGCUUUUGAUCAGAAUCUAGUAUGGAGACCAUAGAUGUAGAGCCUCGCUGGAGAACUCUGUGCCACUGGGCAAAUGGACAAAUGUUUGGCCACAGUGGACACUUGUUUCUGUUGUGACCAUUUUUCAGGAGAACGAUUGUCUAUGAUAGAUUAUUGUGUUCAACCUGCAGCUAGAGACCCUCCAUUUUUUUUGAAAGCUUCAUGUCUUGUAGAUGAAUUUUCCAUUUACAUAUUUUUGCAUACCUGUGUGUUACUACUAUUUUACCACUGUUAUGCAGUAGUGCAACAGAUCAGAGAUUGGCACAACAGAUAACAGAACACACAUGACAAAGCAGCCUUGAAAUUUGAGAUGUUAAUUGGAAUCGGGUUGGUUAAAUGUCUGUGCUUUAAUAUUGUUCUUUUAUAUUAUACUAAUUAUAUUCUCCAACAGUCAUAGUUACUUGGGAAAACUGGUUUAUCUUCAUUGUCUGGAAAACCUAAGAAGCAAUACAAUUUGGGAGAAAAGCAACUGGCCUUCCAUUGUUGUGGAGGUCAGUAAUGUAAACAACUUUAUGGUGUUUAUUUGGUUCAAGUUGUCUCUGCUUAUCUAAUAUAUAUCACAGGGGUGAAUGAGCACUUACACCAUGCAUGCCAUUCUGGAAGUAAGGAUAAUUGAUUUAUUUUUGUGUUAUUCCAUAGACCGCUAAUUAAUGCAUGUAUGACUCUUUUAAUGCAAAGAUCUCCCAUCACCUACAGUUCAACAAAGCAAGGGCUAUGACUUUAACCAAUUUCUUUGCUCACAGUCCAUCUUAUUUAAAUAAAUAAGCGUGUAGAAAUAUAAGGGCCUGUAUUGAUAGACUUAGUUUAAGCUACAUACUUGAUCAAGUGUCUGUUGUUCCUAGCAUUCUGUUUCUCAUAAGCAAUAAGCAACCAUUUGAAAGAAUGCCUUCACUUAACUUUGGUGACAGUAUUGAGAAUUUUGAGUCCCUAAGUGUGAUCACGUCAUGAACUUGUACAGUUUAACAGAUGUGUUUGUUGCUUGUUCAUGGCUUGCAGUAGAAGCGCAUUUAGUACUGAAGCAAGGAAUCCCGUCUUUACGCAACAGGUUUUGGGAAUCUGAAACAAACUACUGAGACAUGUAGUUGAAGCAGAAACCUUUGCAACCUUUAAGAAGUAUCUGAAUGAGAUAUUGGGACAGCGUAGCUACUAGCAAAACAAACUAUCUUGCUGGAUUGAAUGGUCUCCUCUCAUUUGUCAAACAUCUUAUUUUCUUUUAAGAGUCAUGUCAGUCAGUCAGUCAAAUAAGUGAAUCUGUAAAGAAAUUCUGUAACGUUUAAAAAUACGGCUUUAAUCUCAAAGCAACUCUUAAGCACUUUUAUCUCAUUAAAUUAAAUAAAUGUAAAUGUUAGUGCAGAGGUUAUUUUUGCUGCCACACGGUUUUAGAGAUCUGGAUUCAGUUCUUAACCCAACCCAACCACUGGCUCUGUCGAGUGUGCAUGUUCUAUCCUACCUCACUGGGUUUUCACUAGUGACUCCUUUUUUUCACAUGCCACAUACUUGCAUCUCAUCUGAUUGUCAGACUUCCUUAAUCCAAUUAAUUUUGUGGUGGAGAAUAGAAUUUCUUGAUCAGUUAAUUUGAUUAAUUGCAAUAGAGUGUGUGUGUGUGUGUGUGUACUAGUCCUUGCCUUGCACUAGGAGCUGGUAGGAUAAGCUAUAGCUCAUACUUACCCAUGCAAUGGAAGGAGCAGGUUCAUAAACUUGGUAAAUGAAUAAAUGCAAUAGUUUACAUCUGCUCAGUAUUGCUAAGGGCUGAUGUUCCCCAGCAUUUUCCAUUGGCAUACACCCAAAAAAGGGUGGGUGACCCUCUGUGUUCUGUGGUCUUUCUCCAUAUUAAGUAAGACAAAGUACUUAGAUGUUCAUAUAGCUUGAAGACUGUCCAUUCAUUUAUCCAUUAUCAGCCCCACUUGAACCAAUGUGGGAUCACAGGGUGAAUUAGCCCUACAUGGAUUCCAGUUCAUUGUGGACCACACUGGGCGAAUUUAGUGUCGCCAGUCAACCCAGCUUUCAUGUCUUUGGUGGGGAAGCUGGAAUAACUGGAGAAAAAAACUGCACAGGCACUGAAAGAGUAAGUAAACUCCAUGCUUGUAGUUAGCA
This is a messenger RNA of Erpetoichthys calabaricus (reedfish), 2793 nucleotides long. It is a transcript of the gene nrn1la, whose product is annotated as neuritin 1-like a. The record is from RefSeq and is a predicted model, not a curated record. Gene Ontology annotation, cellular component: plasma membrane. The transcript is spliced from 4 exons. NCBI's taxonomy places the organism in Eukaryota, Metazoa, Chordata, Cladistia, Polypteriformes, Polypteridae. Gene Ontology annotation, biological process: nervous system development; neuron projection extension. Bases 198 to 680 code for a protein of 160 amino acids.